Blastomyces gilchristii SLH14081 is the source of this 819-nucleotide messenger RNA. Its product is annotated as Ser/Thr protein phosphatase. Gene Ontology annotation, molecular function: hydrolase activity. The transcript has a single exon. The record is from RefSeq and is a predicted model, not a curated record. Lineage: Eukaryota; Fungi; Ascomycota; Eurotiomycetes; Onygenales; Ajellomycetaceae. The coding region runs from base 1 to 819 and encodes 272 amino acids.
AUGGUGUCCUUUCAAAUUCUCUCCGACCUCCAUCUCGAGUCUCCUGCUGCCUACGACAUCUUCGAAAUCCCCAGCAAAGCGACUCAUCUCGCGCUCCUAGGAGACAUCGGCAACGUUCGUGACCCAGGUUUCUUCUCGUUCAUCGAAGCACAGCUGCACAACUUCCGAAUCAUCUUCUUUCUUCUUGGAAAUCAUGAGCCAUAUCAUUCCAGUUGGGCCGAAGCGAGACGCCAAAUUAUUGAGUUUUCACGUGAGGUGUGUCAACGGGCGGAACACGAUCCGACUUUGGGCCUUGGGAAAUUCAUCUUUUUAGACCAGACGCGCUUCGAUGUUUCUGACAGCGUGACCGUGCUUGGAUGCACGCUUUACUCGCACGUUUCCACAGGGCAGGAGGAGAGAGUCAGUUUUGGCCUAAAUGACUUUUAUUAUAUUGAUGGCUGGACCAUUGGGGACCAUAACAAUGCUCAUGCCGCGGAUCUGGCGUGGCUGAACAACCAAGUCGCUACCAUCUCUACUUCUGAGCCAGGAAGAUAUAUCGUGAUUUUCACCCACCAUAGCCCAAUCACGCAAGAUCCGAGAGCGCUUGACCCAGCACAUUCUGGGAGCGCUAUUGGCUCUGGAUUUGCCAGCGACUUGAGCAGGGAGGAGUGUUUCAAAAAUGAAAAAGUGUGCAUGUGGGCAUUCGGGCACACGCACUUCAAUUUCGACUUCACGAUGCAGCAAGGGAGUGGACAUGGAAAGAGAAUUGUGAGCAAUCAGCGUGGAUAUUACUUCAAGCAGGCUGGGGGUUUCGAUGUGGGGAAAGUGGUGACUGUCUAG